AUGGCUGAAGUCUCUCCUUCCUCCGUUCAGCUCAUCGCCGGUAACGGCGACAUCAAUGUGGACGAUCUUGACAACUUCGUCCGUGCCACCAACCUCCCUGAUCGUGGCCUCUCCUACACCGUCGUCGCCAUCAUGGGCCCAAAAAGUACUGGGAAGAGUACCUUAAUGAACAAUCUUUUUGAUACAAACUUCAAAGAGUUGGAUGCAUUUGAAGGAAGGAGUCAGACAACUAAGGGAAUUUGGAUAGAUAAGUGUGAGUCUAGGCCUGGCCAUUCUCUAAGUCGGUGCCAUGAUAUCGGUCGGAAGCAGGCUUCCAAUAGACCUCUUCUUAAAACAGUUUUUCAGGUCAUGAUGCGUUUAUUUAGCCCACGUAAAACAACUCUUCUAUUUGUUGUGCGUUUCUCCUUGCAGACCCCGCUUGAAAAACUAGAGUCUUAUUUAAGAGAAGAUAUGAAGAAGAUUUGGGAAGCAGUUCCUAAACCCCAGGACCAUGAAAGUGCUCCUCUCAGUGAGUUUUUUAAUGUAAUCACUGCUUUAUCUAGCUAUGAAGAGAAGGAGGAGGAGUUUAAAGAGCAGGUUGCUGAACUGCGGCAGCGGUUUUUCCAUUCCAUCUCUCCAGGAGGACUAGCCGGUGAUAGACAGGGAGUUGUUCCUGCCUCAGGAUUUUCCUUUAGUGUACAGCAGAUAUGGAAACUUAUAAAAGAAAACAAGGACCUGGAUCUUCCUGCUCUUAAGGUGUUGGUUGCCACUUUUCGGUGUGGGGAAAUUGCCAAUGAGAAGCUCCGUCUUUUGUCAGCUGAUGAGGGUUGGUUGGCUUUGGAGGAAGCUAUUCAAGUGGGUCCUGUCCCAGGAUUUGGUAAAAAGCUUAGCUCCGUUCUGGAUACCUAUCUUUCAGAUUAUGAUGAUAAAGUUGUAAGAACCCGAAAACGACAAGAUUUGGUGUCAAAAGCAAUUUAUAUUUUCCACCCUGCGUAUAAUCUCAUGUUGGGUCAUCUACAUUCUGAAGUGUUUGAUAGUUUUAAGAUCAGCUUGGAACAAUUACCAAACGAAGGGGAAGGUUUUGCUGCUGCUGUUCGCACUUGUCUUCAAUCUUGUGUGGUGGAGUUUGACCAAGGAUGUGCUGAUGCUACUGUAAGAUAGACUAAUUGGGAUGCUUCAAAAGCCUAGGGAAAACUUCGUUGUGAUGUCUAUGCACAUGCAUCAUUGGUUUGCCGUGCCAAGCUGUCUGAAAUCAAAGCUAACUAUGAGGAAAAACUCGCUGCAGCACUUACUGAACCUUUGAAAUAUCUCUACCCCUAUGUCUCAUGUUUUACUUGGAGAGGAAGCCUUGAUUUGCUGUUCAUGUUGUCCGGAGUAAUUGUGGAUAUUUUCAUUGAUACAACUUUUUUAAUUUGUCCGUUGAUAUCACUGAAUUCCGGUCAAACAAGGAUUUUGGAGAAACUUGAACAAUGGCGUGUUCAACUUGUUUUGCCCGAUGAUUCUUGUGUUUAA
Messenger RNA from Pistacia vera, 1491 nucleotides. RefSeq names its product protein ROOT HAIR DEFECTIVE 3 homolog 2-like. Gene Ontology annotation, biological process: endoplasmic reticulum membrane fusion. NCBI's taxonomy places the organism in Eukaryota, Viridiplantae, Streptophyta, Magnoliopsida, Sapindales, Anacardiaceae. The record is from RefSeq and is a predicted model, not a curated record. Gene Ontology annotation, cellular component: endoplasmic reticulum. The transcript has 17 exons. Gene Ontology annotation, molecular function: GTP binding; GTPase activity.